AUGGGCUCAGAGAUCCCAGCGGGGCCAAUGCGUGUCCUGGUGACGGGUGGAUCUGGGUUGGUGGGCAAAGCAAUCGAGCAUGUGGUGCAGCAGGAAGGUGGAAAACUGGAGGGAGAAGAAUGGAUCUUCCUCUCUUCUAAGGAUGCUGAUCUUGUAGAUGUUGUGCAGACCAGGGCUGUGUUCGAGAAGUAUCGUCCCACUCAUGUCAUCCAUCUGGCUGCAAAAGUCGGAGGACUCUUUCUGCACAUGAGGGAGAACCUGCACUUUUUGAGGAACAACCUCAAAAUCAAUGACAACGUACUGCAAACCUCCCACGAGAUGGGUGUGGCAAAGGUUGUUUCUUGUCUGUCAAGUUGUAUCUUCCCAGACAAAACCACAUACCCCAUCGAUGAGACAAUGAUACACAACGGACCACCUCAUGACUCCAAUUUUGGAUACUCGCAUGCCAAAAGAAUGAUUGAUGUUCAGAACAGGGCCUACUUUCAGCAGUACGGUCAUCGGUACACAGCCGUCAUCCCAACCAAUGUGUUCGGUCCCCAUGACAACUUCAACAUAGAAAAUGGUCACGUGCUGUCGGCACUCAUGAACAAGACAUACAAGGCCAAAAAGGAGGGAACUCCAGUGAAUGUCUGUGGCUCUGGAGCUCCUAGAAGGCAGUUCAUCUACUCUCUGGAUAUUGGUCGACUAAUCGUUUGGGUCCUGAGAAAUUAUGAAGAAGUGGAACCCAUUAUCCUCUCUGUGGGUGAGGAGGACGAAAUCUCAAUCAAAGAGGCCGUGGAAAUGAUUGCAAAGGCUCUGGACUUCAAAGGCGAAAUACAUUUUGACACCACCAUGUCAGACGGCCAGAUGAAGAAGACGGCCAGCAACGCCAAGCUGAGACGCUACCUCCCAGAGUUCUCCUUCACUCCUCUCAAAGAAGCUAUAAAGAUGACCUGCGACUGGUUCGAGAACAACCAGGACAUUGCCCGGAUAUGAAGUGACCCACCAUUAACACCAUUCUUCAGUUGUGGUGUCAGGCCCUUUGUUAUUACUGUGCAAUAUUGAUUGAUUCCGUCCCACAUUAAACAUUGCUGAACAUAUUCUCUGGUGUACUGGAGCCUCUUCAUCUUUUAAUCUCUAAGGAAUUUCACAUAAGGGUAUUAUUAGAGCUGUUCUUUAGCUACACCUUCAUUUAAGAUCUCAUUAAAACUUCCAGUUCAAGUUGUAAAAAAAGAUAUAUUUAGAAAACAUUAAUUGAUCUAUGUUUGGGUUGUUUUCUUGUGUGUUUGUAUGCCGUUAUGCCGUUGUGUAGCGUGCUUUUGUUUUUUGUAUAAACUGAAAAUAAAAUGAUUGAAAG
Messenger RNA from Anoplopoma fimbria (sablefish), 1336 nucleotides. RefSeq names its product GDP-L-fucose synthase-like. The transcript is spliced from 10 exons. Gene Ontology annotation, biological process: nucleotide-sugar biosynthetic process. Gene Ontology annotation, molecular function: GDP-L-fucose synthase activity. Lineage: Eukaryota; Metazoa; Chordata; Actinopteri; Perciformes; Anoplopomatidae. Bases 1 to 975 code for a protein of 324 amino acids. The record is from RefSeq and is a predicted model, not a curated record.